AUGGCCUCUCGAGAACACCCCGACGUUGGCCAAUCGCAGUCGUACUCGUCCCCAAACGCGACCCAGGUCAAUCAAGGCGCGGUGUCCUACUACACCAACCAACGCCAAUUAACCGCCGAUGAAUUGCAUCUUUCAGCAGAAUUAUCGCGCGAAGUAUCCGCUACCAACAUGAAUGAAAGUCCUGCAAAUGGGAUGGGCCAGGGUCAGGGCUUAGUCCUAGGGUCACCAAAUCCUACCUCAGGUAUCAACCGUGGGGACCCAGCCGACCCGCAGGCACAGCACCCACAGCACCUUGUACAGUUUACCCCCAGUCAACAAACUGGUGUAGACCCAAACCAUGAUCUCAGUUAUGGUGACCAGAGUGCAAGACGCAAGCGCACAAAGGUCUCAAGGGCUUGCGAUGAGUGUCGGCGCAAGAAAGUUCGAUGCGAUGCUACAUCUGAAGCCGGAGUUGAUAUGUGCUCUAAUUGUCGCCGAACGGGCUCGACUUGUGAAUUUAGUAGAGUGCCGAUGAAAAGAGGCCCAAGCAAAGGAUAUAUCAAAGAACUGGCUGAUCGAAUUAAUUCUUUGGAGAGCCAGAUUCAACCUAGUAUCGGUGGCCAGUCAGAUGUACAUUAUCCGAUCAACGAAGAAGGCUCUCCUGUCGCGCGCGGCUACCAAGAAUUCCCGCCUACAAUCGAUAACAACCUUCUUCCCAGGAAGCGUACCUAUUCUAUGUCUGAGGGCGCCACGACCGUAAUGGGGUUACCAGUGAAUCAAGGGCCUCGUCAAAUAUCCGUUGGCGGAUGGCCUACCCAGCCGCAUGGGAAGGACAACCACCCAGAAGCUUUGACGGGUAUUGACGGGUACCCUGCCCAGGGCGGUAGAGUUUCGCAACCAUUUUGGGCACAUGCGCCUUCUACGACGGCAAUGGAGCCGGCAGUAGAUGCCACCUCUAUUGAGAUAGAUGAGAAGGUGUUGGAUGUGUAUUACAACCAUGUUCACAUAAUUCUUCCUAUCCUACCGGUUUCUAGGGAUCGACUACAUGCCCAUCUUCGCCAGGCCAGCCGUCAGAUCCAGGAGGUCUUCCUCCAUUCAUUGCUUGCAGUCACUGGAGCAAGCUCUUUCCGGGAUGGAAAUCAGUUCCAAGAGGUUCAAACGUUUGAGAAAGCCCAGGACCUGUUAUACGAAUGGUUCCGUGGGGAUCCUUCUUCGCGCCCCUUGGCAGCAAAUUUCAUUCUGCUUCACACCAUUACUUUGAUGAUUUUGGAAGCAGAUCAGCGUGGCCGCCAAAAUUUCCGUGAACAGAGUGGUAUACCGAAGGCAACGUUGGUGGAAGGAGGCGUGUCUCUUGGCUAUUAUAUUGCCAAACCCCUCGGCCAACUCGACAUUAGCAACCCGGACGACGGUGACCUAGACUCUGACGGCAAUCUAGCCAGACGUAAUUGGAUUGUAAUUGGCAUUUUGUCCCGAUGGCAUAUGUUGAGCACUGCUGGCCCCGACUUUUUUGGUAGCCAUGAAAUUGCUACACCUGAGGAUAAUACAAUUGUGAAUCUUGCAACAAUGCAGCUUGCCCGGUAUUCUACCUUGCUAGCUGAACUUCACGAACUCUUCUCUGUUUCGCUCAAUAAUUCUGCCUAUGGCUCUCGUGCGUUCAAGAGAGUUUUAACUGGCCAGCUUAAUAGGCUGAGAGACAUUGAGCGACUCGAUUUUGCUAAUAUUGAUCCAUCUACUGUCAAUGCCCUCGAAAACAUUUCUCCUCUCAUCUAUUGGAGCAUACACCUACUUCUCAAACGUCACCUCUACAUCUACACCCCUGCUGAGCUGCUAUAUCCAUCGCAAGUUAUAAUUGAAAUCAUGAAUAAGCAGACUGAAGACUCCACGUCAAUUUCUUCGCCCUUUCAUUUCCAUUUUCUUGCCUUGGCGGUAAUUACUCUCCUCGAGCUUAUGGAUAUACCCGAACUUGCGAAUGACGCCCAGGUAAUUCUUGAAAAGGCGGUGGCUUUGAUUUCUCUUCGCGAAAAGCAUGCUGCAACUGCAGGUGAAUUUGAAAAGAUAUUCGCGACUCAAAAUUGGGAGAACACCAUUCAACUCUUCAUUGAGACCAGGAUUGGCCAAUAUCGACAAGGACGGAUAGGAACCCAUCAGGGUCCUGGAGCUAACCAACCACUUGGCGCGACGGAACAGCGUUCUCUCCAGCAUCUCGCUGACCUUGCCGUCGGAGCUGGUAAACCUGGCAAUGCAGGGUCGCGCCCUACAUCAACAGGGGACGUCUCUACGGAUAAUAGAGAGGCAACAUCAAAUGCUGCACCCUGUCUGGAGGACCCCAAAGAGGAUUUCCCCGCCUUUAUCGACUUUUCCGAACUGACGAAAAAGGGUUACCUUAAUGUUUUAGCAGGGAUUGCCCUGUAA
This is a messenger RNA of Ophidiomyces ophidiicola, 2391 nucleotides long. RefSeq names its product Glucose-responsive transcription factor (gene RGT1). Lineage: Eukaryota; Fungi; Ascomycota; Eurotiomycetes; Onygenales; Onygenaceae. The coding region runs from base 1 to 2391 and encodes 796 amino acids. The transcript is spliced from 5 exons. Gene Ontology annotation, cellular component: nucleus. Gene Ontology annotation, molecular function: zinc ion binding; DNA-binding transcription factor activity, RNA polymerase II-specific. The record is from RefSeq and is a predicted model, not a curated record.